Sungouiella intermedia is the source of this 183-nucleotide messenger RNA. Lineage: Eukaryota; Fungi; Ascomycota; Pichiomycetes; Serinales; Metschnikowiaceae. The record is from the annotation of a GenBank genome assembly.
AUGCAAUUCAAGACUGUCGUCCUCGCUUUGACCGCUGCCUCUGCUGUGUCUGCUGCUAACGCUACCAACGGUACUAACAAGACCAACGGUACCUCCUCCUCUGCCAGCUCUAACGCUGUCGCUCCAGUCUCUGCUGGUUUGUUCGGUGCUGUUGCUGCCGCUGGUGUUGCUAUGUUGUUGUAA